AUGGCACCGAAAGCUCUAAGUGGAGCAGCCAAAAGAAAAAAGAAACAUCAACAACAGUACUCUACUCAAGACAUAACCAAACAAGACCAAGUUAGUCUUGUAAUUCGUUAUACCACAUUAGAUUUUGAAAAGAAACAAAUACAAAUUAAAGAGUCAUUUCUUGGUUUUUAUUUACUAUCCCAUCAUGGUGCAGCAAAUUAUGUGGAACUUUUACAAAAUACUUUAAUGAAAUUGGAUUUAAAUAUUAUGAAAUGUCGGGGUCAAGGGUACGAUGGGGCAGCAGUGAUGAGUGGUUCAAUAACAGGUGUUCAAAAACGAAUUUGUGAUAUUGUGCCCAACGCUACGUUUGUUCAUUGCUGUUCCCAUAAUAUAAAUUUAGUUUUAUGUGAUGCUGCUAAAAGUUCAAGGAAAAUACAAUCAUUUUUUGAUAGUGUGCAAGACAUUUAUAAUUUUUUUAGCUCGAGUUCACCAAGAUGGGCUCAGCUAGCCUUUGGUGAAGAGUACGGGAUGAAAAUAAAUAAAAUAACUUUAAAAAAAUUAAGUGAAACACGUCAAAGAUAUGCUAAAAAAUAUUUUGAUGAAGUAGACAGUGAUCGCCGACUUACUACAACUGAUGAUAAUUUUAGAGUUACUAUCUUUUACCCAGUUGUAGAUACAGUACUAUUACAGUUAAGAGUUAGAUUUAAAGGAAUGAAAACUGUGUGUGAUGAUUUUAAUAUAUUAAUGCCUGAAAUAUUAACGUCAAUGGCUGAUGAAUUGAUUGUUCAGUCAUCAUAUGACUUUAUUACCAAAUAUAAAGAAGAUAUCAGUUCUGACUUCACUCGUCAACUUAUUAUAAUCAAGGGCUAUUUAUCUUCCAAAUAUCAAACCGAUCAUUUAAUAAAUAUGUCAAUUCAUGAUUUAGCUGAUACUAUUGUCAAGGAAGAUUUGACAUCAAUAUUUCCUGAUGUAUUUAUUGGUAUUAUAAUUUUUUUAACUAUACCAGUGACUUCUGCCUCAGCUGAGAGAUCUUUUUCAAAGCUUAAACUUAUCAAAAACUACUUAAGGAACUCAAUCGGCCAAGAAAGACUUUCAAAUUUUUGUCUGUUGGCCUAA
Molecule: messenger RNA, 1095 nt
Organism: Myzus persicae (green peach aphid)
Lineage: Eukaryota; Metazoa; Arthropoda; Insecta; Hemiptera; Aphididae
Product: zinc finger MYM-type protein 1-like
Exons: 4
Coding region: 1-1095 (364 amino acids)
Molecular function (GO): protein dimerization activity
Source: RefSeq, a predicted model, not a curated record